This is a messenger RNA of Camelina sativa (false flax), 978 nucleotides long. The record is from RefSeq and is a predicted model, not a curated record. Lineage: Eukaryota; Viridiplantae; Streptophyta; Magnoliopsida; Brassicales; Brassicaceae.
AUGCGUUGUAUGAUUGGGGCGGACAAUCAGGAUGUUGUUUUUCUUACAGACUGCUCUGACUUAGUGAAGAUGGUGUCUUCACCUUCAGAGUGGCCAGCGUUCGCGACUUAUUUGGAGGACAUUCAGGAAGAUAAAGAAGAAAUCACAUCCUUCUCGUUGAUCUUCAUUCCUCGUUCGCAGAAUGGUAAAGCAGAUAACCUGGCACGACGAGUUCGUUCUGAAGCGCAUCUUAUUACCUAUGUAAAUGAUGUUCCGUCGCAUUGGCUUAAAGCCAAUCUUGGUUUUGCGAUUUGCAGAGUGAGAGAGUUCGUUGAGAGAGACUUGAGAUUGAGAAAGGAGCUCAAAAUCGAUAAGAUGCAGAGAUCGAUUUCAUCGACGGCGAAGAGAUAUGUUCGCCGGAAUCAUCAACAGGGGAAAGGUAAUCUUUGCUGGGGACGAAGAGAUUUUGCUGGUGGGAGUGGUGAUUAUAGAGACAAAUUGAGAAAUGAUAGGCUGAGUGAUUUGAAGCUAGACGAUGUUGUUGGGUUGUUCGGGGACAUGGUCAAGUCUCGUCCACGCCCUUCCACUAUUGAUUUCAACAAAUUUUUGACUGCAAUUGCUAAGAUGAAAAAGUUCGAUCUUGUCAUCUCCUUUGGGGAGCAGAUGCAGAAGCUGGGGAUUUCACACAGUCUCUAUACAUACAAUAUUUUCAUCAACUGUUUCUGCCGUUCUUCUCAACUCCCUCUUGCUUUAGCUAUUAUUGGGAAGAUGAUGAAACUCGUUUAUGAGCCUAAUGUUGUCACGCUUUCUUCUCUUGUCAAUGGUUUCUGUCGCAGUAAGAGGAUUUCUGAUGUCGUUGCUUUCGUUGAUCAGAUGGUGGCAAUGGGAUAUCAACCCAAUACCGUUACAUUUAACACUCUGAUUCAUGGCCUUUUUCUUCACAACAGAGCUUCAGAAGAUGUGGCUUUAGUUGACCGGAUGGUUGCGAAAGGAUGUUAG